Linnemannia hyalina is the source of this 759-nucleotide messenger RNA. The record is from the annotation of a GenBank genome assembly. NCBI's taxonomy places the organism in Eukaryota, Fungi, Mortierellomycota, Mortierellomycetes, Mortierellales, Mortierellaceae.
AUGGAACCGCACCAUAUUCAAAUCGAACACCUUCAUGACGACCCCACCCAUUCGCCCUGCGGGUCCUACAGCUCCAGCGAGACCCUCGAAGACGAGCUCGACCAGGACCGCUUCAACCGCCUGAGCAACACCAGCACCUCGACCCUCGUCGGCGCAAACGGAACCAGCGGCAAUAACUCGCGGUCAUCCUCCCCCUUUGACCAAGAGGUCAAAAUCAACCCUACUUCUCGGUCCUCUUCUCCCGCUUCCUCAGCUUCUCACAAACGGGGGCUCUGGUACCGCUUCACACACUCCGAGGUCGGUCGAGUCUUCUCGGCUUUUUGCUACUUCACUUUUGUCUGUAUCGGCAUGGCCUUCUGUAACCAACUCUCGGACCACCGCUGGGUCGAGACUGGAUACACCCAGGUCCUGUUGCGCGACCGAGGCUUUGAUGUGAUUGCCCCGCAAUCCGAUAUCGGGCCCGCCAAUUUUUUUGUCAUGACCUCGGUGGUGUUGACGGUCCUCGGCAUUGGCUUCAUCUGCCCCAACUGGACCAUGCGAGCUGUAGUGCUUCGUCGCUGUCUCUGGGUGAUUGGAUCCCUCUCAGUCUACAGGGCCUUGACCAUCUCUGUCACUACUUUGCCUUCGCCCAAGGAGGAGUGCCGGCCGAGCCUCAAGUAUGGUUUCUGGGACAUGCUGGUCAUUGCCAUCCAGAUGAUCCCUGGAAAUGUCGAGGCUUGCACCGACGAUAUCUUUUCUGGACACACCGUCUUUAUGUAA